CCGACCUUUUCAGGACAGCAAAAGAAUUGCGAGGGAAGACGUAAGCAUAGGAUCCCUAUAUGCUUCGGUCUCUCCAAUUUAAAAAAAAUGCCAUCGAUGCUGCCAUGCAGAUAUAUAAAACUCUCCUCACCAACACGAAGAAACAAGAACAGCAACUUCCCAUCACAAUGUUUCUCAAGACCACGAAGAAGGCCUUCCACGAAGAUACGACACCUACUAAAACACCCGAAGAGCUUUAAAUCUUCUUUGGAAAGAGAUGUACGAUGGAGCUGUGAAGUUCGCAAAGGCUUUGAUGAAACUAGGCAUUGAAAAAGGACACAAGAUUGCAUUUUGUGUUCCUAACUGUGUAGAAUGGAUGAGCUACGAUAUUGGAAUCAUGAUGACGGGAGCAUAUUCUAUGCGAUUAAUGUUUGGAUUAGCAGAUAUGAAAUCUAUUAUAAAAGGAUGUAGUGCUGUUGUAUUUGGAUCCAAAUCUAUUUGGGACAGUUUCUUAUCCAUUGCACAAAUAAGCGAUAAUGGAAAAGUAUCUAGCGAAGCGUGUCCCGAUUUGAGAUUUGCCAUUGAUGUAUCCAAUACACAUGGGCCAGCCAAUGCUUUAUCUGCUGCUAAAUUGAUGGCAGAAGUAAGCGACGAUGACGAGGUUGAGUUUCCUUACAUUGACCCGGAAGAUAUUGCUUCCAUCAAUCAGACUUCAGGAAGCACUGGUGUGCCUAAAUGUAUUUGUCACAGCCAUUUUAAUUACUUAAACUUGCCAGAUUCAGAUUUUAAGGAGACUUCUUAUUUUACUUCAUUUAAUAGUCGUCCAAUGGGAUAUAUUGGAGGAUAUCCUUUGUCUGUGCUAACCAGAGGAUCAGUGCAUGUCGGUGGAGACGUAGAAAUGUUGAAUGAUCCGAAGAACCUCGAUUUUGUUAUAAAGAUAUGGCAGAGUGAAGAAUGCAACUUAGUUGGUAUUUCGCCACAGGAUUUGAAACGACUUAGCGAUCGCGAAUUCCGAGUUAAUAUGGUAAUAUCAGGUGGAGAUGUGAUUACCCGAGAUGAAAUAGAACAUACGUUUAAAAUUGCAGAUAGUUUCUUAGUUGCUUAUGGAAGUACUGAAGCUUUCCUCAUAUCUCUUCGAAUUUUUACCCCAGAAAAUAUUUCAGAACAUCGACAAGGAAUGCUCGGGCGACCACCUGCAGGAACAGAAAUCAAAAUUGUUGACGAGGAGAAGAGAGUUGUGGAUAUUGGAAAGACAGGCUAUUUGUAUUUUCGAAGUAAAUGGGUAACAAAAACGCAUCUGGAUGGUACUUCAUGCUUAGAAAAUGGUUGGUAUCCAACAUCAGAUAUUUGUUACUUAACUGAAGAUGGUGACCUCAUAAUGGUUGGAAGAAGCACAGAUUUUAUUAAGAAGUGUACAGUAAAGCUAUCUAUUAAACAUAUUGAAGAUUACAUCGGACGUCAUCCGAGUGUAGAUGCUGUGGUUGUUGUGCCAAUCCCUGACCAGGCGGUAGGAGAACGUGUAUGCGCGUGCGUUACCGUUCGGCCAAAUCACGAGUUCAAUGAAGAAGAAUUGAAAAAGUUUUGUACGGAUUCAAUGCCGGAUCCAGAUAACUUUGAUUGUGUAUCUAUGCAUCCUGAUUACAUUUUAUAUUUUCUCUCAUUUCCACUUUUGGCUAGUGGCAAAAUUGACAAAAAGGCUAUAGCAAGUUUGGCCCUUAAGAAAAUAAAAAAAAUGUAGUAAUAAUUAAAUUAAAUUACCAAGAUUAAUAAACGUGUAUUUUGGUUA
Messenger RNA from Octopus sinensis (East Asian common octopus), 1765 nucleotides. RefSeq names its product medium-chain acyl-CoA ligase ACSF2, mitochondrial-like. The record is from RefSeq and is a predicted model, not a curated record. The transcript is spliced from 2 exons. NCBI's taxonomy places the organism in Eukaryota, Metazoa, Mollusca, Cephalopoda, Octopoda, Octopodidae. The coding region runs from base 257 to 1717 and encodes 486 amino acids.